AGAGCUUGUUUUGGAGGAAGUGAGUGAGCAGAGCUCAGCUAACAGCUAGCACGUUAGCUUGACAGAAAAAGCAAGCGUCAACGGGAACGGGCGAAACGGACCAUUGUAGCAAAUCGCUUCUGUUACACGAAGGGAGAUAUACACCGGCAGUGGCAGUAUUGAUUUUGAUAAGCAGGGUUAGCUGUGAGGCUAGCUAUCGGCUACUAUUUAACUGUCGACGCACUAAAAGUGUUGUUUUCUUACGGCGUUUAUAGGAGCCGUUAGCCUGUUAGCUAGCCUGCGCGUUAGCUAACGCUUCCAACUGGGGCAGACGAAAAGUAUUUUUUUACCGCAGGAUCAUCACCCAGCUGUGGCACAAUGACAUCAAGGAAGAAAGUACUACUCAAAGUCAUCAUCCUCGGAGACUCCGGAGUUGGGAAGACCUCAUUGAUGAACCAGUAUGUGAAUAAGAAGUUCAGUAACCAGUACAAAGCCACAAUAGGUGCUGAUUUCCUGACGAAAGAAGUCAUGGUGGAUGACAGACUUGUCACAAUGCAGAUCUGGGACACAGCAGGUCAGGAGAGGUUCCAGUCCUUGGGCGUAGCGUUCUACCGCGGAGCAGACUGCUGCGUCCUGGUGUUUGACGUCACAGCACCGAACACCUUCAAGACUCUAGACAGCUGGAGAGACGAGUUCUUGAUCCAGGCCAGCCCUCGAGACCCAGAGAAUUUCCCCUUUGUGGUGCUGGGCAAUAAGAUUGACUUGGAGAACAGACAGGUAACAACCAAGCGAGCGCAGGCGUGGUGUCAAAGCAAGAACAACAUCCCAUAUUUCGAAACCAGCGCCAAGGAGGCAAUCAAUGUGGAGCAGGCCUUCCAGACUAUUGCACGCAACGCCCUUAAACAGGAGACCGAAGUGGAGUUGUACAACGAGUUCCCUGAGCCGAUAAAGCUGGACAGGAACGAGCGAGCCAAGCCGUCAGCGGAGACCUGCAGCUGCUGAGGACUCUGAAGAUUUCUGGGGGGGGGUCGUCACUGCCCUCACUACCCUGUCUUGCCUUGUCUAUAUAUCCCUUAUCCCAUGGCCCACUGUGUUAAUCCCUAAUGCCCAACAUACAAGCAGCAUCCCACUCAUUGAGUAUACUACUACACACACAAACAUGCUGCACUCACUUCCUUAUGUAUACAAAACAAACAUUUUCUAUAAAAUAUGACUCUCCUAGCCCAAAGAACACCUUAAGGAAACAAUAUGGAAUAUACUUGUACGAUACUUAUUACUUCCUGUUUCCCCCACGUAUGGUUUCAUGGUUCGGGCUAACCUAAUUUCUCUCUCUCUCUCUCUCUCUCUCUCUCGCUCGCUCUCUCUCUCUCUCUCUCUCUCUCUCUCUCUCUCUCGCUCUCUCUCUCUCUCUCGCUCUCGCUCUCUCUCUCUCUCUCUCUCUCUCUCCUAAUUUUGGUUCUAACUGCUUCUAUUUGGUAAAUCGAAGCACUAUAUCUACAUAUGUGUUGAUGAGUAAAGUUAGAAAACUAAUGUUUUGUUUUAUCAAAGUUUCUUCAGCUUCAGUUUCUACUUUGACGUCCAGAUGACUAGAGCUGCAUGAAUAGAGGAAAACACUGCUCCCUCAUUUUACUCAUCUGUGUUGUGGCUUAAAUUAGUUUUGACCCUCAAAAACACUUGUUACCAUGGUUUCACUUUACCUCAUGCAAUCUAAAAAGUAGGAUUAGUCAGAAGUGAAGUGGUGAAGGAUCAGAAUGUGCAAAGGUGCAUGUCGGUCACAUUAAUUUGCUGCCUGCUAGUUCUCGUUAAUUGGCACAGAAUUGAAAACCCAUAUCCAUCAGACAAGUGUGUACAGAUUGCUUUUACUUUUACACUUUGCUGUCAUUCUCAAUUACUGAAGACUUGUUCAGACAUCUCAAUGUUGGAGCCACAAUAAAUGCCAUUGUAGCUCAGGUUGAAGACAUUGUGUGAAUCCAGACUCUGCUCCUAACACGCUAUUUGCUGUUCCUCUAUUGGGGGAAAUAAAGGUUCAUCUCAUCAGUUAUUCUUGGUACAUCUGACGUGGGAAUGAACCAAAUGAAGACGGCAUGUCUUUACUACCCGAGAGGAAAGAGCUUUCUCAAGUACAAACAUCCUUCAUAACUGAUGCUAUUAGUUAGUAUGUUUCUUUUUACUGUCAACUGUUGCAAGACUUUGUAUAUUUGCAAACCUCUCAAUCAGUGGAGAAGGCAAAAAGUUGUGUUGUAAAUCUCCAUAUCCGACUCUGCCAGUUGCUCGUGUUGGCCAACAAUUUAAGUGCUUGACUUUUCUUUUAACCGAUCAGAUCUUUAACUCUCGGUUUGUAUUAUGUUAGAACAUUGAAAUGCAUUAUAGAUUACAAGAUCGCAUACAUACUGUAACUUUGUGGGGGGAAGUAUUGGCAUUCAUCAUUAUUAAUAUGAGAAAUGCAUAGCAUCUACGGUACAUUGUUUUGAAAUGUCUUUGCGUUUCAAGUAAUAAGGGUAAUAAAAAUCUUGAAUUUAA
Molecule: messenger RNA, 2499 nt
Organism: Cottoperca gobio
Lineage: Eukaryota; Metazoa; Chordata; Actinopteri; Perciformes; Bovichtidae
Gene: rab7a
Product: RAB7a, member RAS oncogene family
Exons: 6
Coding region: 358-981 (207 amino acids)
Biological process (GO): phagosome-lysosome fusion; endosome to lysosome transport
Cellular component (GO): lysosome; late endosome; phagocytic vesicle
Molecular function (GO): GTPase activity; GTP binding
Source: RefSeq, a predicted model, not a curated record